Myxozyma melibiosi is the source of this 1055-nucleotide messenger RNA. RefSeq names its product P-loop containing nucleoside triphosphate hydrolase protein. Bases 126 to 728 code for a protein of 200 amino acids. Gene Ontology annotation, cellular component: cytosol. The record is from RefSeq and is a predicted model, not a curated record. Gene Ontology annotation, biological process: small GTPase-mediated signal transduction. Lineage: Eukaryota; Fungi; Ascomycota; Lipomycetes; Lipomycetales; Lipomycetaceae. Gene Ontology annotation, molecular function: GTPase activity; GTP binding; protein kinase binding. The transcript is spliced from 4 exons.
AAGGUGUGCGCCGCACGUUGCUCAGCCGUUCGCCAGCCGUUCGUCGACUCUGAGUUUUGGCUCUUCAAAGUCCUAUCGCUCGUCCGCACUCACCUCCGUCGACACCAGCAUCACCACGCGCGAACAUGGUAGAGCCCGCAGACUACAAGUACAAGAUCGUCACCGUGGGCGACGGUGCCUGCGGAAAAACCUCGAUGCUGAUGAGGUACGCCAAGGGCUACUUCCCAACCGAAUAUAUUCCGACCAUCUUUGAGAACCACUCGAAACGCGUCCGGCUGACGAACAACAAGACGGUCGAGUUCCAGCUCGUGGAUACCGCGGGCCAGGAGGACUAUGCUCGGUUGCGGCCUCUCUCUUACGCCAACGUCGACAUGGUCAUUAUCGCUUAUUCUAUCGACUCCUUUACCAGUCUCGAGAACGUGAUUGAAAAGUGGUGGCCGGAAGUGAAGCACCAUUGCCCGAAAGGAACCCCAAUCAUACUGGUCGGCAUGAAGAAGGACGUGCGAAGCAAUCCAGAUGUGAUCAAUAUACUGAAGGAACAGGGAUAUCUGGGCCCCGUUCCAUACGACAAGGGCGUUCAAGUUUCGCAGCAGAUUGGAAGAGUUCCAUUUUUGGAAUGCUCGGCAAAGGAAGGAACAGGCAUCGACGCUAUCUUUGAUGAAAUAGCAGGCAUGCUCGUCCCUCAAGACCGGGAGCCUAGCGCAGGCUGUGGCUGCAGCAUCAUGUAGAGAUACUACUUGCGCGCCCACUGUUUACUAUUUGAUCUGUACUCGCCUUUGGCCGAUCCUAAUCUUUUUGCCUAAAUCGUGCCACUUCGGAAUUUGUACUCAGUAUACUUUUAUAUAUCUUGCUUGAAGACACAACCAACACUGCUCUACGAAUGGGGGAAAAGGAGCUCUAUGUAACGAAUUUGCUUAUAUCUGUCAUCUCACCUUACUGAUUUUGUAAGUAGCCCGGGUCUGGAGUUUUCCUUUGGCUUAUGUACCUUGCUGCGAUGAAAAGCAUGCGAUUGCGUUGCUUGUUUUAAUCUACUGAUAUGUUUUAUGUUUUUUGGU